Molecule: messenger RNA, 1774 nt
Organism: Vitis riparia (riverbank grape)
Lineage: Eukaryota; Viridiplantae; Streptophyta; Magnoliopsida; Vitales; Vitaceae
Product: tubby-like F-box protein 3
Exons: 6
Coding region: 275-1399 (374 amino acids)
Molecular function (GO): protein binding
Source: RefSeq, a predicted model, not a curated record
ACGAGUGCAUUCAAAAGAUAACAGUCUCACCACAUCUCUCUCUCAAAUAUCUUCUCAAUCCCAGAAAUUUCUCUCCUCAUAUCAUUUGCAAUUGCUGUUCAUCUGAUGUUUAUGGUUACCGGAACCCUUUAGACCUUUUCUCCAAAAAAUUUCUCGUGCUUACGAGCAUGCGACAGACAUUUUGGUGUCAUAAGCUCAAUCUUUGAAGAAAAGAAUGGUUUUCUUGUUUAUGGGAUAAAAGCUGGGUUCUGGGGUCUGAGAAUUGGGAAGGAAAAUGAGGAGUAGGUGGAAUCGUGUGGUUCAAGACGAGUGGGUUGAUGGGUUGGAGCAGAGCUGUUGGGCUCAGAUGCCUGAGGAGCUGCUCAGAGAGGUGCUUAUCAGAAUUGAGGCGUCUGACACCACCUGGCCUUCCCGGAAAAAUGUGGUCGCCUGCGCCGGAGUCUGCAAGAGCUGGCGCCGUAUCACUCAGGAACUCGUCAAGACGCCGGAAGUCUCCGCCUCGUUGACCUUUCCGAUUUCGGUCAAGCAGCCUGGUCCAAGAGAAUCUCUACUCAAGUGUUUUAUAAAACGGAAUCGGUCUGCUCAGACGUAUUAUCUUUACCUCAGUUUAACUAAUGCACUAACUGAAGAUGGAAAGUUCCUCUUGGCUGCGCGUAAGUGCAGACGUACCACCUGCACAGAUUAUGUCAUUUCUCUGCAUGCUGAUGACAUGUCAAAGGGGAGCAGCACCUAUAUUGGAAAAUUGAGAUCAAAUUUUCUAGGAACCAAGUUCACAGUCUAUGAUGGGCAGCCACCUCAUUCUGGAGCCAAGAUUAUGCGAAAUCGCUCCACUAGGCUGGUGGGUUUGAAACAAGUCUCACCCAGAGUCCCUUCUGGAAGCUAUCCAGUAGCUCACAUCUCAUAUGAAGUGAAUGUGCUGGGUUCUAGGGGUCCAAGGAGAAUGCAGUGUAGCAUGGAUUCCAUCCCUGCCUCAGCUAUUGAACCAGGGGGAGUGACCCCCACACAGACAGAGAUUCGACCCAGCAACCCAGAUGUCUUUCCAUCCUUCUCAUUUUUCCGCUCGAAAUCACACCGUGUGGAAAAUUCUUUAUCAGAACCAUUAGCUGAUAAAAAGGAUGGAGCGCUGGUGUUGAAGAACAAGGCUCCCAGGUGGCACGAGCAGCUCCAGUGCUGGUGUUUGAACUUCCAUGGACGGGUGACAGUUGCUUCAGUGAAAAACUUUCAACUGGUGGCUUCUCCAGAGGAUGGACCUGCAGGCCAGCAACAUGAGAAGAUCAUCCUCCAGUUCGGAAAAGUGGGGAAGGAUCUAUUUACCAUGGAUUACCGGUAUCCAAUCUCUGCUUUCCAGGCAUUUGCAAUCUGCCUCAGCAGCUUUGACACCAAAAUUGCUUGUGAAUGACACAUGACAUUAAAGCCGAAGGUAUGGUGAUUGUAGAGUGGAGUGGGCCAAUGCAAUGAAUACUCAAAUACUGUUUGGGUGAUAUGAUUGAACUGCUGGGCCUGCUAAUGCCCACAUCAAAUGAGAAGAAGCUGGUGGGUUGUUUCAAGGUUUUCAUUUUCUAUUUUGAUCUUUACUUUUAUUUUUAGUGCUCCCAAUGCGGGAAGGCUUCAUGAAAUUUGAAGUAGAAGUUGGGGACUUAAGAAAGAUAGCCCAUGCGCUGUAUGUGGUGUUCCAUCUUUGUACAUAACAACCAUAUUUCAUAAAGAACUACCUCUUUAUUGUGUUGCUACUUUUGCAGACCCCGGAAUGCAAGUUAAAUUUUCCUUGGGGCCA